CCCGCGGAGUCCCAACCGUAGAAAAACAAAGCCUCGGAUAGCGACAAAACUCAUAUUUUACCGCUAACUGCGCUCGGGAAUCCGUUUCCACGCUCCGAAAGCGGCUCCAGCGACCGUCUGUCGGUGUUUUUCGCCGCUCUCUCGCCUCUUUCCGGCGAUGUUGUUUAUCUGUAGUAAGGGGGGGCUUGAAACCGCCCUCCCUUGCCCCAUUUCCUCGGUUGUUUUCCUUCUCUCGCCUGGAUUCUCCAUGUUGUUGGUGCAAGAGUGAAGACUUCGCAGCGACGGGAGCGAGAGGGAGAGAGCGACGGAGAGGGGGGCUGCUCGGCGAAAAUUUACCAGUAAUAGUAGCGGUAAAAACCCGAGACGACGGAGCUGACAGGAGUCUCAAAUAGCCUGCGAAAAACAUAUCCAAGUGCCUUGCCCCCUCCCCAGGCGGACCUCCGAAAAGAAGAAGAAGAAGAAGAAGAAGAGCGGCGGGGGAAUAAAGAAACCCAGGAACAAGAUAAAACCCGACUCUCAUCGAGGACUGUAAACUGAGGCGGAUGACAAGUUACCUCGGCGAAUAAUUGAGCCCACUUGCUAACGAAACCCAAUGAGGGAUGCCCAUCAGUUCUCGGGGACAGGAUUUGAGGAUUUUGAGGGCUCCGUGAUUGUCAGAUGGAAAGUUCUGUUAUCACCCAAGUGCAGAAAGAAGACGUCCAAGUGUCACCGAAAACAGGUUCCAGCUUGUUUGGCUCCAUCCCAUAUCCUACUACUACCACCAGGCCAGGUGAGCCGCUCUGCCCUGAAACAGCCUCGGAGUUGUAACAUCUUCAAAGCACUCUUCUGUUGCCUCCAAGCUCAGGAUGGCCCCAAACCACCAACACCACUACCACCACCUUCCCAGCAGGCCUUGCUGGAGACACAGGAAAAUGGGACGGUUGUCAAGCAACAUGAAGCCAACCUCCUGCCUGAGGUAGAAGCCCAGGACCAAGGCAAGAUAUGUGUGGUCAUAGACCUGGAUGAGACCCUGGUGCACAGCUCGUUCAAGCCUAUUAGUAAUGCAGACUUCAUCGUGCCUGUGGAGAUAGAGGGGACCACACACCAGGUGUAUGUACUGAAGAGGCCGUAUGUGGACGAGUUCCUGCAGAGAAUGGGAGAGUUGUUUGAAUGUGUGCUGUUUACAGCCAGUCUCGCUAAGUAUGCAGACCCAGUGACGGACCUGCUGGAUCAGUGUGGUGUAUUCCGGACCCGGUUAUUCCGGGAAUCUUGCGUAUUCCACCAGGGCUGCUAUGUCAAAGAUUUGAGCCGCCUGGGCAGAGACCUCCACAAAACCCUCAUCCUGGAUAACUCUCCUGCCUCCUACAUCUUCCACCCUAAUAAUGCUGUCCCUGUGGUGUCGUGGUUUGACGACGUGGACGACGCCGAGCUGCUCAACCUUCUGCCUGUGUUCGAAGAACUUAGUCAAGCUGAUAAUGUUUACACCCGGCUGGACCAGCUUCGUGGACAUUAACAGCUCUCAGUGGACCUGCUCAGCUCCCGUGAGAGCUUCAGCUCCAAACUUCAUCUACAAUAGAACCGAGAAUAGAUACUAGAGUUUUCCAACGCUGUUUUCCUGUCUGCCGCUGCACAAAAUCCUCUGUUUAGAAAAAAAAAAAACUGUAUUAUCGCUUGGUUUCAGGAAAUACCAAGCCUGGAAAACACAAUGAGAUUGGCUAAACUGAAACGAUAGAUUGCAAUCUGAGGCCUUUUCCUCCGAACUUCAGUGCUGAUGUUAUUGACAACCACUAUGAGAAAGAGCGGGAAACGACAACCAAAGCAGUCCCAUCACAAUCACUCCAGUUAAUAUGACUAUUAAAGUGGUUCUUUUGCCAAAGCAGAAGCCUGCCUGCCCUGACUUGACUUUUGGACAUUGUGGGUUUUUUUUUUUUUUAUAUUAUUGUGCCUUUUUAAGGAACAACAACAACAACAAAAAAACCCAUCAGCUCUUUUUUUUAAAAAAAUUUCCAACAGAUUUUAUACAUUUCUUGAUUUCUUUUUAUAGGUUGUUUUAUAAGGAAAUCUAUUUUUAAAAAGGUGAACAUGGUUCUUCUAUGCAACCCAGUUCUGCAAUGACAUGGACAGUACCUCUGAAGUAGCCAGUCAAUAAUUGCAUUCAGCAGAUGUAAACAUUACUGUAGCCUUAUUUACCUGUAAAUGAGCAGCAAAACAAAAAAAAAAGUGUAUUUUACUUAUUUGUACUAUAAACAUACUUUCUACAAAAACAUGCAAACAUAAAACACAAGUGGUCAGAUGAAUAUUUGAUACAUUGGUUUUAAGUAAACAGGGUGAAAUCUUGUCUUUGAUGGUCCGUUGAAAGCAGACACACUGGAGUAUGUUGGCACAUAGGACGACCAGUAAAUGCCACAGUUUUCAGCCAGUGUUUGAUAAUAGUUCAUUUGCUACUAUGUUUUUUUUUCAUUUAUUACUAUAUGACAAACAACUUGCACUUGUUUUAUAUGGACAGUGCUGAAAGUAAAAAAACAAAAAACAAAAAACUGUGCCUUUGAAAAUUCGGACAGAGAAUGGUGUUCUGCCUGAAAUGAGAUUUGUAGGCCUACACAGUCUGAUGUGUCAUGCUGAGCGUGAGAAAACACUGUCAAGAGCAAGUGUAAUGCCAUGCGGCUCUGGUACUUGCAGUGCAACACUUGAAAAUAUCAAAAAUUGAUUUUUUUAGCAUGUGUUUUUUUCUAUAUUUAUUGGCCAAAAAACCUGUAUUGUCCAGUAAUUCUUAAUGCUUAACAUUUUGUAUUGUAAUCCAGUUGCCUACUUUUGAGGCUGGCCUUGUGUUAAACUGUUUUCAUCUGUGCCUAAAUAACAUGUGUUUGGCUGUCAAAUUUCAUUGAUGAUUCAAAAAAUUCAGCAGCAGCAAAAACAAACAGACAAACAAAAAAAAACAAUACAUGUAAAUCCACGAUUCAAUCAUGCAGGACAACUUUUCUUUUCCACUCUAAGUUCAGAACAGAUAUUUUCUAGGGGGUUUCUUUUCCGGGUGUAAUAUGUUUUUUCUUUCCUAUGAUGUUUAAUGUCUGAUGCAAUUAUUGCCUGCAUGUUUAACCAGUAAAAAAAAUGACAAUGAAUUUGUAUGAGUUGUGAUGACCAAAAGUAUUUGUUUAGACAGUCACAAUUUGUCUUUGUGUAUCAGAAUAAAUCGAAACUCAUUUUGUCUACCUGAUCUGACCAAAACUCUAAAAGAAAAGAAGAAAAAAAAAGGUGCUACCAGUUUUUAUUUUAAAAUAAAAAUUGGUUAUAUUAUUA
Molecule: messenger RNA, 3276 nt
Organism: Acanthopagrus latus (yellowfin seabream)
Lineage: Eukaryota; Metazoa; Chordata; Actinopteri; Spariformes; Sparidae
Gene: ctdsp2
Product: CTD (carboxy-terminal domain, RNA polymerase II, polypeptide A) small phosphatase 2
Exons: 8
Coding region: 593-1492 (299 amino acids)
Molecular function (GO): RNA polymerase II CTD heptapeptide repeat phosphatase activity
Source: RefSeq, a predicted model, not a curated record